Messenger RNA from Argiope bruennichi, 429 nucleotides. RefSeq lists its product as uncharacterized. The transcript has a single exon. The record is from RefSeq and is a predicted model, not a curated record. Lineage: Eukaryota; Metazoa; Arthropoda; Arachnida; Araneae; Araneidae. The coding region runs from base 1 to 429 and encodes 142 amino acids.
AUGUCUAUAACGGAAGAAAAAUCACCUGUCUUAAAUCUCGAUAUUCCAAAUGUUGAAAUCAGUCGAGUUGCAAUUAAGCUUCCAAAUUUUUGGCGAAACAAGCCAAAACUGUGGUUUUUACAGCUUGAAGCACAGUUUGCAAACAGCGGUAUUUCUCAGGAUUCAACUAAAUACAAUAUUGUCGUCGCUGCAUUAGACAAAAUUGUGUUAGGCCUUGUGGUUGAUGUUUUGUCCGACCCUCCUACAGAUAAAAAAUAUGAAAAUUUAAAACCAGCUUUAUUAAACAGAUUAACUGAUACUGAGGAAUCGAGAUUAAAAAAACUCUUGACUGAUAUGGAACUUGGCGACAAACGGCCUUCCGAUCUCUUAAGGCAAAUGAAAAGCUUGGCCGGAAAUUCUAUUUCGGAUGAAGUUAUUAAAUCUUUGUGA